Molecule: messenger RNA, 3022 nt
Organism: Anneissia japonica
Lineage: Eukaryota; Metazoa; Echinodermata; Crinoidea; Comatulida; Comatulidae
Product: translation initiation factor IF-2, mitochondrial-like
Exons: 14
Coding region: 147-2318 (723 amino acids)
Biological process (GO): translational initiation
Molecular function (GO): translation initiation factor activity; GTPase activity; GTP binding
Source: RefSeq, a predicted model, not a curated record
UGUUGGAUAUCUCGUUAUACUUGCAACGACGAUGAGAAUAACUCCUUCUAUUAUUUUACGUUGUGUAGGAGCUAAACCUCAUUUCCGUAGUUUGGUGCUUUAUCACAUCCAUACACUGAACAGAGAAUGUUCUUAUAUGAAGCCUGAUGAAAAUGGCACAUCCAUCAACCAGACUGUCCUCUCAAUUGCUUAGAAGUACACAUACAUUUUGUAAGAGCUCAUCAUUAGCAGCUAAAUUAAUACCAAAAUCAUGCAGACAUGAAAAUUGCAAAGACUUGACUCUAGGCCUACCAUAUCAAAAUUGCCAAGUUAAAUCAGCUACAUAUUUGCAAAGUAGGCAUUUUAGAACAACAGUUUAUGCAUCCAACAAGAAAAAGAAGAAAUUAGACCCUAGCAAAUUUGGAGAAGGAAAAGGAAAGAAGAUUGUUGAGGUGGAAAAAGCAAUGACAGUUGCAAGCCUUGCUGAAGCAAUGGGUGUCAGGCGAGAUCAUGUUUACGAUGCAAUGGAGCUGAGGUCAGAUAUGAAGCGAUUUAAACCAGAUACAAUUUUGAAUUUUGAUGUGAUAAGAGAUAUUAUCAAGAAAUCUGACAUGUUAUAUACAUUUAAACAUGAAGAAAAAAUAAUUGAAAAGAAAAGCCUUGAUGCUGUACGGAGACCACCUUGUGACCCUGCACUGCUUAAACCAAGAUCACCGGUAGUAACCAUAAUGGGCCAUGUAGACCAUGGUAAAACCACACUCCUAGAUUACCUCAGAAAGACAUCGGUUGCUGAGGGUGAAGCUGGUGGUAUUACACAACACAUUGGUGCUUUUUCAGUGGCCUUAAAAGAUGGGCAGAAAAUUACUUUUCUGGAUACACCGGGUCAUGCUGCAUUUUCAGCGAUGCGGUCUCGAGGAGCACAUGUAACGGACAUCGUUGUUCUCGUUGUAGCUGCUGAUGAUGGAGUAAUGGAACAAACUAGAGAGUCUAUACGCUUCGCUGAGGAGGCAGGAGUUCCUAUGAUUGUGGCAAUAAACAAAUGUGACAAGCCUGCCUCAAAUCCAGAACAGACCAAACGGGAACUUCUUGGGCAUGGAAUUCAAUUGGAGGACUUUGGCGGAGAAGUUCAAGCUGUAGAAAUAUCAGCCCUCAAGGGCAUAAAUAUUGAUGUACUAGGAGAAUCAAUUAUAGCUCAGGCUGAAGUGAUGGAGUUGAAGGCAGAUACAACAGGCAUAGUUGAAGCAAACGUUAUAGAAUCCAAGGUGGAUAGAGGAAAAGGUGCUGUAGCAACUGUUAUUAUUGAGAGAGGAACCCUGAAGAAAGGUUCCAUACUUGUUGCAGGCAAGUCCAUGUGUAAGGUUCGCAAUAUGUACAACGAACACGGCCAGCAGAUCAAUGAAGCACCCCCUAGCACACCGGUAGAAGUUACAGGUUGGAAGGAAAUUCCAGGAGCUGGGGAGCUCAUUCUAGAAGUAGAAUCUGAAAAAAGAGCAAAGGAGGUUAUUGACUGGAGGAAAGAAGCCGAACAAGAUGAACGUUCAAAACAGGAUGCCAUCAUUGUUCAGAAGAAAGCAGAAGAGCAACGAAAAGCCCACACGGAGAAGAGGAAAGUAAACAGUUUAUUAUCAUGGAGAGAAAUUCGCAUGAGACAUUCGGCCGAGAGAUUCUCCCGUGAAAAAGAGAACGUAAAGAGUGAACAUCCUGAGCUAAACAUUGUGCUGAAAGGUGAUGUUGAUGGAUCAGUGGAGGCCAUAUUGGAUGCCUUAUCAACUUACGAUUCUGACCAAUGUAAACUGGAUAUACUACACUGUGGUGUAGGCAUUGUAUCUGAAAAAGAUGUUGAAAUCGCAAAAACUUUUGAUGGUAUUGUUGUUGGCUUCAACGUAGCUGUUAGUGGUGUUACACAGACGUUAGCAGAUAAACUUGGAGUGCAGAUCCUUAAACAUUCUAUUAUUUAUAAAUUAAUUGACGAUCUAAAAGAGGAAUUGAACUCUAGACUGCCUCCAGUUGAAGAAAUAAGUGUUUUAGGUGAAGCAACCGUGAUGCAGCCUUUUACGGUGUCUGUAGGCAAACGCAAGGUCGAAGUGGCAGGUUGCAGAGUCAAUAAGGGUAGUCUAAAUAUUUCAGGGGAAUUUAAAUUAGUUCGCAAUCAAGAAACAAUUCAUGAAGGACAAUUAACAUCUCUUAAACAUCAUAAGGAUGAUGUAAAAUCUGUGAAGAAGGAUAUGGAAUGUGGAUUGUCUUUCAAGGAGAAUUUAGAAUUUAAAAAUGGAGAUACAAUAAUCUGCUAUGAAACAUCCCAUAUACCACAAACAAUUGAUUGGGAUCUAGGAUUCUGAUAGGCUGCCAAAGAUUUCUAACAACUUUGGGGUAUACUGUAGACACUAAUGAAAAAGAUUGACUUCAUUAUUGUCAUUUGAUAUUGUCAUUUGAAUAUGGAACGAGAGGUUCCUUUUUCAUUCAUGUUUAAUUUCGGAAUUUCAUGUCCAUACAAAAGAAUAACACUUGAACCUAUGAAACACAAAAUAGGAAAAUAUAAGUACAAAAAGAGCGAAAGACAACUUCGGCAUCAUUCAUGUUUUUACGAGAAUACAUAACAUACUCCCAGGGAGCAGCUAAUAGAGAGCGUUUGAUUUGCGACGAUGUAGAAUGUAAUGACGUCAUAAUUGAAUUGUGUGUUACAUUCUCUCCAGAAAUUUGAAAUGGUCGUUGGCUGAAUCUGCGUGUUCAGGCCAGAAAGCGAACUGUUGUAUUAUCCUUUGGUGCAUCAGUCUUUGCAUCUUUGCUUACUCAAAAAAUUGAUUUAGAAAUUAGAACACUUGCAAUGCCAGUGACAGAUGAAUAUAUUGUUCUCAUUCUACGUUCUCAAUCGAAAUUCUCUAAUAAUGAUUUGUACUCUCCAUAAAGAAUACCGCAAGAUUUAACUUUCUAUGCAAAUUAAUGUAAGCCUUAGAUUACCUCUACUGCAGUAGAGGUAAUAAUGACAAUGGCUGUAAGUUCGCCCGAAGACCAAGGUAUAAUUGGCACCAGUGUAGGUGGGGGG